Messenger RNA from Neltuma alba, 1012 nucleotides. RefSeq names its product protein DMP2-like. Lineage: Eukaryota; Viridiplantae; Streptophyta; Magnoliopsida; Fabales; Fabaceae. The record is from RefSeq and is a predicted model, not a curated record. The coding region runs from base 56 to 616 and encodes 186 amino acids. Gene Ontology annotation, biological process: endomembrane system organization. The transcript has a single exon.
GAACAAUUAUAUAUCUUCAUCGAUCAUCAUUCAAAAAACCUCUACUUCAACGAUAAUGGAUCCUACCAGCUUAUUGGGAAAUAGCACCAGCAGCAAGGAGAAGCAACACAAACGCGUCACAGGAACCUUAUUCUCAGGACUCAGCAGCCUCAUCAAUCUUCUGCCGACCGGCACCGUCUUCCUCUUCCAAUUCCUCAACCCCAUCGUCACCAAUUCCGGCCACUGCACACCCUUUCACAAGUACCUGUCCGCCGCAUUCCUCAUCUUCUGUUCCUUUAACUGCUGCUUCGCCACCUUCACCGACAGCUACACCGGCUCGGACGGCAGAAAGCACUACGGCGUCGUCACCACGAAAGGGCUUUGGCCUGCGCCUUCGUCUGAGUUGGUGGACUUGUCGACGUACAGGCUGCGAGUGAGGGACUUGGCACACGCCUUGUUGUCAUUGGGCGUGUUUGGAGUGUUAGGGUUUUUGGACAAGAACACGGUGAGUUGUUUGUAUCCGGUGAUGGAUGCGUAUGAUGAUAUUCUGUUGAAGGUGUUGCCGCCGAUCAUGGGGGUGAUCUCUGGAACGGCCUUUUCGAUCUUCCCGUGGAAGCGUAAUGGAAUUGGGUACUGACACCUCCAAGAAGAUAUAACCAGUCAGUUGAGAGAAGAUACGUGAAAUGAAAAAAGCACAGAGCAGUCAACGUAACAUCAAUGGCUUUUUUCGGUUAUAUUUGCUGUGCAUGUAAUAUAUAAAAAUAUAUGAUCUGAUGUUUCUGAGAAGUGUGUGUUUUAUAUGUGCCAAAUGUAAAAAGUUGAAGACUGGCUUAUCUUGGCUGUUUAUGAUUCAAUUUAUUAGGUUCUCAUUAAAAGGAAUAUAUAUAUUUUUAUGAUCUAUAUAUCCCACUGAGAGCCUAUUUGGAUAGAGACAACAAGCUAAGGCUGCACAGAAGGAAGAAGAGAAACAGAAAUAAUAGAAAGGAAAUUAUAUAGAGUCCAGAAAGAGGCUUGCAUCCACGAAAUUCUUCAC